AUGGUGCAGAAAUCCCGCAACGGAGGCGUCUACCCCGGGCCCGCCGCGGAGAAGAAGCUCAAGGUGGGCUUCGUGGGGCUGGACCCGGGAGCCCCGGACUCCAGCCGGGACGGAGCGCUCCUCAUCGCCGGUUCCGAGAGCUCCAAGCGGGGCAGCAUCCUCAGCAAGCCCCGCUCCGGGGUCUCGGGCAGCGGGAAGCCCCCCAAAAGGAAUGCUUUUUACCGCAAGCUGCAGAAUUUCCUCUACAAUGUGCUGGAGAGACCGCGGGGAUGGGCAUUCAUUUACCACGCAUACGUUUUUCUACUAGUGUUCUCCUGCCUGGUGCUGUCUGUCUUUUCGACCAUUGAUGAGUACCAGAACAGCUCAGAAGGGGCCCUUUAUAUCCUGGAAAUCGUCACCAUCGUGGUGUUUGGGGUGGAAUACUUUGUGCGGAUCUGGGCCGCCGGCUGCUGCUGCCGAUACCGGGGCUGGAGGGGACGGUUGAAAUUUGCCCGCAAGCCUUUCUGUGUCAUCGACAUCAUGGUGCUGAUCGCAUCCAUCGCCGUGCUGGCGGCGGGGUCCCAAGGGAACGUCUUUGCCACCUCGGCACUCAGGAGUUUGAGGUUCCUGCAGAUCCUGCGCAUGAUCCGCAUGGACCGGCGCGGCGGCACCUGGAAGCUCCUGGGCUCUGUGGUCUACGCACACAGCAAGGAGCUGAUUACUGCCUGGUAUAUUGGCUUCCUGUGCCUCAUCCUGGCCUCUUUCCUGGUGUACUUGGCCGAGAAGGGAGAAAAUGAGCACUUUGAUACAUACGCAGAUGCACUCUGGUGGGGUCUGAUCACUCUCACCACCAUUGGCUACGGGGACAAGUAUCCACAGACCUGGAACGGGCGGCUGCUGGCGGCAACCUUCACACUCAUCGGCGUCUCCUUCUUCGCCCUUCCUGCCGGUAUCUUGGGUUCAGGAUUUGCUUUGAAGGUGCAAGAGCAGCAUCGACAAAAACACUUUGAGAAGAGGCGAAACCCAGCAGCGGGCCUGAUCCAGGCGGCUUGGAGAUUUUAUGCCACCAACCUGUCCCGGACAGACCUGCACUCCACCUGGCAGUACUACGAACGCACCGUCACUGUCCCCAUGUACAGCACGCAAACGCAAACGUAUGGUGCCUCCAGACUCAUCCCUCCUCUGAACCAGCUGGAGCUCCUGAGGAACCUGAAGAGCAAGUCAGGACUGACAUUCAGGAAAGAGCAGCAGCCCGAACCAUCGCCAAGUCAGAAGGUCAGUUUGAAAGAUCGUGUCUUCUCCAGUCCCCGCGGUGCUGGCACCAAAGGGAAAGGCUCUCCACAGGCUCAGGGCAUCAGGAGGUCCCCCAGCGCUGACCAGAGCAUCGAGGACAGCCCGAGCAAAGUGCCCAAGAGCUGGAGCUUCGGAGACCGCAGCCGAGCCCGGCAAGCGUUCCGCAUCAAGGGAGCGGCGUCGCGGCAGAACUCGGAAGAAGCAAGCCUCCCUGGAGAAGACAUUCCUGAUGAGAACAAAAGCUGCAACUGCGAGUUUGUGACAGAAGAUUUGACACCAGGGCUGAAAGUCAGCAUCAGGGCAGUGUGCAUUAUGAGGUUUCUCGUCUCCAAGCGCAAGUUUAAGGAGAGCCUUCGUCCCUACGACGUGAUGGACGUCAUCGAGCAGUACUCAGCUGGGCACCUGGACAUGCUCUCCCGGAUCAAAAACCUUCAGGCCAGGAUAGAUAUGAUUGUGGGUCCCCCACCCCCUUCAACUCCCCGGCAUAAGAAGUAUCCAACCAAAGGACCCAUGUAUUCUUCCAAAGAGUCUCCCCAGUACUCGCCUAGAGUUGACCAGAUCGUUGGGAGAGGAUCCUCCAUGACUGACAAGGAUCGGACCAAAGGGCCAGCAGAAGGGGAGCUGCCUGAAGACCCCAGCAUGAUGGGCAGGCUUGGAAAAGUUGAAAAACAGGUUCAGUCCAUGGAGAAGAAGCUGGACUUCCUGGUGAACAUUUACAUGCAGCGGAUGGGCAUCCCACCAACGGAGACAGAGGCUUACUUUGGGUCCAAAGAACCAGACCCAGCCCCUCCCUACCACAGCCCCGAAGACAGCAGGGAGCACAUCGACAAGAACGGCUGCAUCAUCAAGAUCAUCAGGUCCACCAGCUCCAUGGGUCAGAAGAACUUCUCCGCUCCACCAGCCCCAAGCAACGCGUGCCCGCCCUCCACGUCGUGCCAGCGGCAGAGCCACGGCUCCUCUCCCAUCGGAGACCCCGGCUCGCUGGUCCGGAUCCCACCUCCGCCCUCCCACGAGCGCUCCCUGUCCGCCUACAGCGGCGGGCACCGGGCGAGCGCCGAGUACCUGAGGAACGAAGACAUUACAACCAAACACCACGAGAGUGCCAUGAGAGACAGCGACACGUCCAUCUCCAUCCCCUCGGUGGACCACGAGGAACUGGAGCGCUCUUUCAGCGGCUUUAGCAUCUCCCAGUCCAAAGAGAAUUUGGACAUCCUUAACAACGGUUGCUAUGCAGCCGUAGCCAAAAUCAGACCCUACAUUGCAGAAGGGGAGUCAGACACCGACUCUGACCUCUGCACACCCUGUGGUCCCCCCCCGAGGUCAGCCACGGGCGAGGGACCCUUCAGUGACAUGGGCUGGUCAGCCCCCCGGCAGUGA
Poecile atricapillus (Black-capped chickadee) is the source of this 2649-nucleotide messenger RNA. It is a transcript of the gene KCNQ2, whose product is annotated as potassium voltage-gated channel subfamily Q member 2. Gene Ontology annotation, biological process: transmembrane transport; potassium ion transport. Bases 1 to 2649 code for a protein of 882 amino acids. Gene Ontology annotation, molecular function: voltage-gated potassium channel activity. The record is from RefSeq and is a predicted model, not a curated record. Gene Ontology annotation, cellular component: membrane. Lineage: Eukaryota; Metazoa; Chordata; Aves; Passeriformes; Paridae. The transcript is spliced from 17 exons.